This is a messenger RNA of Phasianus colchicus (ring-necked pheasant), 11214 nucleotides long. The record is from RefSeq and is a predicted model, not a curated record. NCBI's taxonomy places the organism in Eukaryota, Metazoa, Chordata, Aves, Galliformes, Phasianidae.
AUGAGUGGGUGGCUCCUACUCCUCGCCCUGCUUCUGGCCCCCCAGGCUGCUGCCGCACAGAAGAGGAGCCAAGUGGUGUGUGAGAACGUGCUGGAGGCUGACAUCGCCUUCCUGGUGGAUGGCUCGUCCAGCAUCGGCCGGAACAACUUCCGUGCCAUCCGCACCUUCGUGGAAGACCUGGUGUCACCCUUCGUGCACGUGGUGGGUGAGAAGGCGGUGCGCUUCGCCGUGGUGCAGUACAGCGAUGAUCCACGGGUGGAGUUUGGCUUCUCCCAGCACACCAAUGGCACAGGCAUCCUGAGAGCCAUCCAGCAGCUGAGCUACAAGGGCGGCAACACACGGACCGGCACUGGGCUGCGCUACGUCUCUGACAACUUCUUUGGUCCCACACAGCUCCGGCCCGGAGUCCCAAAGAUCUGCAUCCUCAUCACGGAUGGCAAGUCCCAGGAUGAUGCUGAGCAGCCGGCACUGAGGUUGAAGAGCCAGGGCAUCAAGGUCUUUGCUGUGGGGAUCAAGAAUGCCGACCGCCAGGAGCUGAUCCGCGUGGCCUCACUGCCUACUGACUCCUUCUUCUUCUAUGUGGGUGACUUCAAGCUGCUGGGGACACUGGUGCCACUGAUGACACGCAGGGUGUGCACAAGCUCAGGGGGCACGCUACGCACCCCUGCCCCACGUCCCCCCACAGAUGGAGCAGGCCAUGCUGGUCCCUCCAACCUGGAGGUCCUGGAGCACGGCCCCGAUGUGCUGCGCAUCCGCUGGAGCCCAGCCAGCGGUCCCGUCACCGGCUAUAGGGUGCAGCGUGUCCCACUGACGGGGCUGGGGCAGCCGCUGGCAGCUGAGCGACAGGAGGUGAGUGUGGGUCCGCGGGAGACAAGCACUGUGCUGCGGGGGCUGCGUGCAGGGACGGAGUACCUGGUGACUGUCAUCGCUCAGUAUGCCAACAGCGUCAGUGAGUCGGUGUCUGCGCGGGCACGCACCCAGAGUCGUGGCGGCGUGCAGCAUUUCCACGUGGUCGAGGCUGGGCCGACCUUCCUGAGGCUGUCCUGGCAGCCCGGCCCCGAGCCACCCCAGGGCUACAUCCUCAGCUACGCCGUGCCAGGAAUGCCCCAGAGUGAGGAGAGGAGCCUGGGGGCUGGUGCACUGUCGGCCACACUCAGCAACCUGCGCCCCAACACCGAGUACGUGGUGACGCUGCGGGCACGCUAUGUGCAGCAGCCUGCAGCCACUGCCAGCCUCACUGCGCGGACACAGGCAGGCACGGAGCAGACGCUGCGGACCAACAUCCUGAGCCCCACAUCCAUUCAGGUGCUCUGGACUGCCAUCCGUGAGGCCCGUGGCUACCGCCUGGAGUGGAAAAGAGCUACAGGGCUGGAGACUCCCAGGACAGUGUCGCUGCCCAGCAGUGCCAGCACCUAUCAGCUGACAGGGCUGCAGCCAGGCACUGAGUACCGCAUCACUCUGUACACACUGUAUGAAGGUGGGGAGGUGGCCACCCCUGUCACCACCUUCCAGACAGGUGUGGAGGUACCAGUGGGUGCGGUGUCGGAUCUCCGUCUCAUCGAGGAUUUGGGCAGGAGGGUGCGGCUGGGCUGGACUGGCGUCCCCGGUGCCACUGAGUACAAAGUGACAGUGCGCAAUACCCAGGACGGCACCGAGAGGACGAGGCGCAUCCCAGGCACGCAGACAGUGCUGGAGCUGGGUGACCUGCGGGAAGGUGUCACCUACCUGGUGCGCGUCUCAGCCCUCGUGGGCAGCCGGGAGGGCAGUGCUGCUGCACUCAGCAUCCACGUCAAGUUCCCACCAGUGGGCAGUGUCUCGGAGCUACGGGUGACGGAGGCCGGCCCCAACCAGCUGCGGGUCACAUGGAGGGGGCUACCAGGAGCCGGGGGGUACCGGCUGACAUGGAGGGCCAGCGAUGGUCAGGAGCAGUCCCGCUUCCUCCCUGCCAACCCUACUGCCUACACCAUCGAGGGGCUGCGAGCUGGCACCGUCUAUGCCAUUGGUGUCUCAGCCAUCAUGGAUGGCCGCGAGGGUCCUCCUGUCACCACCAUGGGGAGGACAGCAGCUGAGCAGGUGGGGACAGUAUCCCGGCUGGAGGUGCAGUCAUCCAGGAGCAAUGUUGCCCGUGUCACAUGGGUCGGUGUGCCAGGAGCCACAGCUUACCGUGUGGUGUGGAGCCGUCGGGACGGUAGCACAGGAUGGGGACAAGGGUGGGGCAGUAAUGAUGGUGGCACCAGGGCUGAUGUGUUGCCCUCGGCAGGGGGCUCGGAGAAGAGCCAGCAUGUUCCCGGCCACAUCAGCUCCUUUGACAUCCCCGACCUGGAGGGAGGUGUCUCCUACACUGUGAAGGUCACAGCGCUCAUAGGCAACCAUGAGGGCAACCCUGUGUCCAUCAUCGUUACCACCCCGGAGGCGGCCCCAGUGCCCCCUGUUAGCAACUUGCAGGUGAUGGAGGCCUCGGAGCAUCGCCUGCGCCUCGCAUGGGUGCCAGUGUCUGGCAGCAGCGGGUACCGCCUGGUCUGGCGCCCAGCUGAGGGUGGUCCCCAGCGCAGCCAGCAGCUUCCAGCUACCACCAGCUCCUAUGACCUGGGAGGGCUGGAGCCAGGCCGGCGCUACCACAUCAGCAUCACCAGCAUGGUGGGCAGCCGGGAGAGCACGCCAGUCGCCGUCACCACUGCCACUGCCUCUUCGAGUCAUGCCACCAGCCUGCGAGUGACAGAGGUGCAGAGAGACUCCGUGACAUUGUCCUGGACCCCUGUCCCUGGUGCUUCUGAGUACGUCCUGUCCUGGACCCCCCCUGCAGCGGGCGGUGAGGCACGGCGCGUGGUGCCGGGCACUGCCAGCUCCCUACAGGUCCCUGGGCUGCGCUUGGGCCAGCGCUACACCUUCACCAUCCGCCCGCUUCUGGGGAGCACACCUGGUGCUGAGAGCUCCAUCAGCGAGCGACCAGUCUGCAGGGACGCCCGAGGGGAUAUUGUCUUCUUGGUGCAUGGCACACGUGACAGCUCUUCGGGUGCUGACACUGUCCGCACACUCCUCUCCAACACUGUCACCGCUCUUGGCCGCCUGGGCCCCGAUGGCACCCAGGUGGGCCUGGCCACGUACAGCUACCGCAGCCUGCCCUGGCUGCUCCUCAACCGCUCCAGCGAGCUGCCCACCGUGCUGGAGCAAAUUCGCACCAUGCGCUACGAGGAGCCCAGCGGCAAUGCCAUAGGGGCAGCCAUCACCUUUGCUAGGACCUACCUGCUGAGCCCUGGCGCAGGACGGCGGCCCGGUGUGCCGGCGGUGCUGGUGGUGCUGGCCGAUGGCCCCUCUGGGGAUGAUGCCAUCACUGCUGCCAGGGAUGCCAAGGCAGCGGGGGUACGAGUGCUGGCAGUGGGCUUGGAGGGUGCAGACCAGGAGCAGCUCCGGCGCAUGGUCAGUGGUGAGGACCCACGCUUCGUCUUCCGCAACCGUGGUGCCCUGUCAGAAUUGGAGGGAGAGCUCACUGAUGACCUCUGUACCAUCAUCUCCACCAGGCCAGAGCCGGAGCCAAAGCCCUGCACUGUGCAGUGCCCCAAGGGAGAGAAGGGAGACCCUGGUGUGGCAGGGCCACAGGGGCGUGUGGGGCAGCCAGGCCCCCCUGGAGAACCGGGCCGCCAUGGACUGCCUGGCCCUCCAGGACCUGUGGGACCACGAGGGCCACCAGGAGAGAGCGUUGAGCAGCUGGGCAAGAAGGGGGACAGGGGCUUCCCUGGAGCUGAUGGGCGGCCAGGGCUUCCUGGCCCCCCCGGGAACCCUGGGUCCCCUGGCCAGCCGGGAAACCAGGGCAUUCCUGGCCCCCGAGGGGAUCCUGGGCCACGGGGAACAGCGGGGCAUCCUGGCUUGAAGGGGGAAAAAGGCGAGCCGGGUAGCACUGGCCCCCCCGGCAACCCUGGCCCACGAGGUCCCUUUGGUGACCCAGGUCCUCCGGGUCCCCUUGGGCCAAUGGGGCCACCAGGACCUGCAGGAGACUCUGUGAAGGGGGAGAAGGGUGAUCGAGGGGAGAGGGGUCCACCUGGGGAGCCCGGCCCACGGGGACUUGCUGGUACUCCCGGCCCCAAGGGUGAGAAGGGCGACGGUGAGGAGGGAUUCCCAGGGCCACCUGGCCGUGCAGGGGACCCUGGAGAGCGGGGCCCACGGGGACCUCCGGGAGAGCAAGGCAGGAAGGGAGAGCGCGGGGCACCAGGCGAGCUGGGGGAGACGGGCCAGAAGGGAGAACGUGGUGCACCUGGCCCCGAGGGUGAGAAGGGAGUACCCGGACCAGCUGGGCCACGGGGCGAGAAGGUGAGGGAGAAGCAGGGACUGGGACUGGGGCUGUGGGGAGGGGAUGGCACUGACCCCAUGUGUCUGCAGGGUGAUGUAGGAGCACCCGGUGAACCUGGCCAGCCGGCUCCCAGCGUGGCCAGUGUCAGAGGAGAGAAGGUAGCCUUGUCCCUGACCUUUGGUAGUGUCCCCAUGGCACAGCUGGGACAGGGGCACGGCACAGUGGUGCUGGAUGCUGGCACCGUGGGGAUGCCCAUGCUGAUCCUCAGCUGCAGCAUGGGGAAGGGAGAAUCUGGGGGGGCUAAUGGUGCCAUUUUCAUCUGCUCCAGGGUGACAGAGGAUUUCCAGGACCAGAGGGGCCUCCUGGCCCCAAGGGGUGUCCCUGGCCUGAGCAUCCCAGGACCAGUUGGCCCCAAAGGCGAGCAGGGCGAGCGGGGCAUUACCGGCCUCACUGGCAGGAGCGGCCCCAAGGGUGAUGUGGGGGAGCCAGGCGAGAAGGGUGAGCCAGGCAGAGUGGGUGCACCAGGACAGCCAGGGCAGCGUGGCAAGGAGGGUGAGCGUGGAGAGAAGGGUGAUGAAGGCACCCCGGGUGAAGCAGGCGUGCCUGGCAAACCUGGAGACAGGGGUCCACGGGGGCUGCCUGGGUACCGCGGCUCCCCUGGAGAGAAAGGCGACCUUGGAGACCCAGGUCCUGAAGGCAGAAAUGGCAUUCCUGGAGCACCUGGCACCAAAGGUGACCGCGGGGAGCCGGGCCCUCCUGGACCCCCAGGACGAGCUGUAAGCUGUACCCUCCCCCUUCCCUGCCAGCAGGUCUGUGCCCGCUCUGAUGUCCCCUCUCUGCUCCACAGGUGGAUGUGGGGCUUGGAGGAGCAGGAGAGAAGGCAUCCCUGCCAGGGGGAUGCUGGGGAUCCGGGCGAGGAUGGAGCGAAGGGGGCCAAGGGUGAGAGUGGCCCCCCCGGACUGCCGGGAUUGAGUGGCAUUGAAGGCCCCCGCGGCCCCCCCGGUGCACGGGGUGACCCUGGGGACCGAGGCUUGCCUGGAGAGAAGGGGGAACGUGGCCCACCGGGGCUGGAUGGCCGCAAUGGGCUGGAGGGGAAACCUGGCCCCCCGGGACCCACCGGACUGAGGGGGGACCCAGGGAAGCAGGGGGACCCUGGCCGAGAUGGGCUGCCUGGACUGCGGGGGGAGCAGGGACCGCCUGGCACAAUAGGACCGCUGGGACCACCUGGUAUCCCUGGAAAACCCGGUGAUGAUGGCAAACCUGGCCUAAAUGGCAAGAAUGGAGAAGACGGGACGCCAGGAGAAGAUGGGAGAAAGGGAGACAAAGGUGAUGCCGGAGCCCCUGGCAGAGAUGGCCACAGCGGUGCCAAGGGCGAGCAGGGGGACAGAGGCAUGCCUGGCCUCCCUGGCCCCCCUGGUGUCCCUGGUGUCCCAGGGCAGGUCGGCCCCCCAGGCCAGGGCUCACCCGGCCUCCGUGGGAUCACUGGACCAAAGGGGGACCCAGGGGAGCCAGGACCACGAGGGGAGCCGGGGCGGCCUGGCGUCAGCGGAGACCCUGGGACUGCAGUGAACAUCGAACGUAGCCUGGAAGCCCUUGGCAUCAAGAUCUCAUCUCUGAAAGAGCUGACGGGUGCCUAUGAUGGGAGCUCAGACUCCUUUCUGCCCGUGUCCGAACGGCUGCGGGGGCAGAAGGGCAGCCGGGGGGAGCCAGGGGAGAGGGGUCCUCCAGGCCGGGAGGGUUCCUUAGGCUUCCCUGGUGAGCGAGGACCCAAAGGUGACAAAGGGGACCAAGGUGCCCCUGGUCCUCAGGGCCCUGCAGGCCGGGCUGUGGGUGAGCGGGGCCUGGAGGGGCCACCAGGGCAGCCGGGGGAGCCAGGCAAGCCAGGCAUCCCAGGGGUGCCUGGCCGGGCUGGUGAGCUGGGGGAGGCUGGGCGACCUGGUGAGAAGGGUGAUCGGGGUGAGAAGGGCGACCGGGGUGAGCAGGGCAGAGACGGCUUGCCAGGCCCCCCAGGACCUCCAGGGCCCAAGGCAGACGCAAUGGAGGGCAGCCUGAUGGGCUUCCCAGGCGAGCGUGGUCCCCCCGGACUUAAGGGAGUGAAGGGUGAGCCUGGUGCCGAGGGCGAGCGAGGACCCAAAGGAGAUAAGGGUGAAGGCGGCUCACGGGGUGAGCGAGGAGAGCCUGGCGAGAAGGGCAGGGAUGGCUCUCCAGGCCUCCCAGGAGAGAGGGGUCUGGCUGGCCCCGAGGGGAAGCCGGGCUUGCCAGGUUUCCCCGGUGUGCUGGGCCGCCCGGGCAAUCAGGGAGAGCCAGGGCCACCAGGACCUCCGGGUGCUGCUGGCCCACCAGGGAGCCAGGGUCCAUCUGGGAUGAAGGGUGAUCCAGGGGAACCUGGUGCUGGCAUCCGGGGAUUGCCUGGUCCCCAGGGAAGCAUGGGACUGCCUGGCCCUCCAGGACCCCCUGGUCUGGUGGGCCCACCAGGUGCUCCUGGGCUGCCAGGACAAGUGGGGGAGAGUGGCAAGCCAGGUGUGCCUGGGCGAGAUGGUGUGCCAGGGAAGGAUGGCGAACCAGGGAUGCCUGGGAAGUUGGGUGUGCCAGGACCAUCAGGCCCUACUGGCCCCAAAGGGGAGCCAGGGGAUGCGGGAGCGCCGGGGCAGGGCAUCGCUGGCCCUCCUGGUGCCAAGGGCGAGAAGGGUGAGCCGGCGCUGCUGGAGGGCGUGCUGCUGGGUGAACCUGGCUCCAAAGGUGCCCGAGGUUUGCCCGGCCCCAAGGGUGAGAAGGGGGAGCCUGGAGGAGCUGGGGAGCCUGGAGACCCCGGCGAAGAUGGAGCCAAGGGAUCAUCUGGAGUCAAGGGGGAAAAGGGCACUCCAGGUGUCGGUGUGCGGGGACCACCAGGACAGGAUGGGCCUCCAGGUUUGAAGGGCGACAUCGGUUUGCCAGGACCUCCUGGACCCCCGGGAUUAGUGGGCAUCGCUGGGGCACCGGGACAGCCAGGUCUGAGAGGGGAGAGCGGGCAGCCUGGCCCACCAGGAGCCCCUGGAGAGCGGGGUGCAAUUGGCUUCCCUGGGAGAGAUGGUGCCGCAGGGCCACCCGGACCCCAAGGGCCCCCAGGGCCAGCGGGCAUACAAGGGGCCUCGGGGCUGAAGGGUGACAAGGGUGACCCAGGGGCUGGGCUGCCAGGAGCCAGAGGUGAACGUGGAGACCCAGGACCACGGGGUGAAGAUGGGCGCCCAGGGCUGGCAGGCGACCGUGGGCCAAUGGGCUUGCCUGGGAACCGAGGGGAGCGUGGGGACAAGGGAGAUGUCGGGGCCGUCGGGCCCAAAGGAGACAAGGGUGAUACCAUUGUGGUGGAAGGGCCUGCUGGGGCGAGAGGCAGCAAGGGGGAGCCGGGAGACCGUGGUCUAAAGGGCUCCGAAGGGGACAAAGGGGACAAGGGGGAGCAGGGAAUGCCUGGUGAGAAGGGUGCAAGGGGUGAACCAGGCGAGAAGGGCUCCGCAGGCUUCCCUGGGGCACGUGGCCCUGGCGGGCAGAAGGGAGAAGUUGGUGUGCCGGGGGAGCCUGGCGAGCCGGGCUUGCCUGGCCGGGAUGGCAUUGCUGGAGCACGAGGAGAGAAGGGGGACAUGGGGCCAUUGGGCUUGCGUGGCCCCAAGGGUGAGCGGGGCAUGAAAGGCGCCUGUGGCCUCGAUGGGGACAAGGGUGAGAAGGGAGAGCCAGGGCUGCCGGGGCGCUCGGGGCUGCCAGGAAGGAAGGGUGAGCCGGGAGAAUUGGGGUUGUCUGGAGCACCCGGCGUCCCUGGGAAGGAGGGUCUCAUGGGACCCAAGGGUGACCGCGGCUUCGAUGGGCAGCAGGGAGCCAAAGGAGACCAGGGGGAGAAAGGAGAUCGGGGUGCACCAGGCAUGAUCGGUACCCCUGGCCCCCGGGGCAGUGAUGGUGCUCCCGGCCCCCCUGGCCCCCCAGGCAGUGUUGGGCCACGAGGUCCUGAGGGCAUGCAGGGCCAGAAGGGGGAGAGAGGCCCCCCCGGGCAGGCAGUGAUGGGGGCCCGCGGUGUGCCUGGUAUCCCUGGUGAGCGAGGAGAGCAGGGCAGUCCUGGUGCUGAGGGACUCCGUGGGGAGAAGGGGGAUCCAGGCAUGACGGAGGAGGAGAUCCGUGCCUUCGUCAGGCAGGAGAUGAGCCAGCACUGUGGUGAGCACCUCACAUCCGCCCUGGGUUUGGGGGAUGCUCCACAAAGCUCCUCACUCACCUCCACCCCAUCUCUCCUGCAGCGUGUGGAGGGCAGCUCUCACGGCGCUUGGAUUCCCGUGAGCACUCAGGUUGUGUCUCUGUUCCUCUCCCCAUGCCCUUGCCCAGCUCGCAGCAUUCAGUGGGGCUGUAGGGUCAUAGAAUAUCCUGAGUUGGAUGGGGGGCGCAGCAGUGGGUGGGAUGGGGUACAGGGUCCCAGCACAACUGGAUGCUUUGUCUCCAAGGAGGAUGGGGGACUCGGCCCAGGAGCAUCCUUCAGUCUGCCCAUGGAGGAGGGAGAAGUGUCCGCCAAGAGAAGGAGCACAGCCAAACAGAUCACUUCCCCCAUUACCCACCCACUGAGCCAUUCCCAGAUCUUAGUGCUCACGUCGUCCCCGUGCUUAAAGUGUCACAUGCAGAGGAGGAGGAAGGGCAGGACAGGCGUGUUGUCGUUGACACCAAUGACCUGGAAUACGAGAGCAUGUAUGGAGAGCAGGAGGACUAUGACACAGCUCUGGAUGCAGACAGCUCGGAGCAGCUCGCAGAGGACGCUGAGCCCUGCAAGCAGCCCAUGGAGGAGGGGGGCUGCCAGCGGUACACACUGCGCUGGUACUACAACCAAAGAGCCGCCGAGUGCCGGCCCUUCGUCUACAGCGGCUGCCAGGGCAAUCUCAACCGCUUUGGCAGCCAGGAGGAGUGUGAGCUCCGCUGCAGGCAGCGCGUGGGGACAGGUGGGCACAGCACAGCUAUCAGCUCUGGCACCCUCGCACCUGGUGCCGUGCUUGGUGCCACCUCGCCUCCCCCCACAGGUGCUGGCAGCAGGGAAGGACGGCGGCCAGAGGCGUAGCGUGGUGAUCCCUGCAGGAACAUGGUGCUAUUUCUGACGUCUCUUCUUGUUGCUCAUGGGUUUUUCCCUUUACAUUGGUUCUAUCGCCCGUUAAAGGUGAAAUUUCUAUCAAAUGGGAACACAACCUCCCCAUAUGCCUUUUAUCUGCUUUCCAAACCAGAGCUCUCUUUGUUGUGUUGGUUUGAUUUUUAACUUAUUUGCUGCCAAUGGGAUAGCUCUUGGCCCCAUGUUCCUUUUUUGGCUGCCAGAGCUGGGAGUGGGCACAGUUUGGCCCCUUCCCCAAACCCAACACCUCAAAUCCCCGAGGCUGUGGGCUGCCCUCAUCACCCUCUUGGGCUCCCAGCAUGCAACCACGCAACCUCCAUUUGAAUGAAUUUCACCUUCACCCCACCUGGGACCCGGUUUCCCUUUUGGGGUGCAAUGGUUUGGCAGAGAACUGCAGGAGGGAGGGAGGCUUUGUCCAUGUACUGCCCUCCGGCUCACACCUCUGCCUGGAAACUGGGACACACCAGGGAGACCCUGAGGAUGGUGCUAUGUUAGAGGCGGUUCCUGCUCAUCAGGAAGGUGACGCUGGCUCCUGCGCAGCCUAGACGCACUGCUGCUCUGUGUAUAUCUGUAUACAGCGAAUGUAUAUGUGUACCAAUGCAGGGGUGGGACACGGUAUUAAAGAUGUGCUCAUGGAAGGAUGCUGUGCCUAUUUGUGUGCCACAGGGUCUGGGGCAACACAGCCAACCUGACCCCCAUGUCUCUGGCCCUAUGUCUGCUGGCAACCCGUGUCUUCCUGCCAGCAGUGCCCGCUGCCUGCCCUCCUGCCCUGGUGCCCCCUGUCCCCGUGCCCUGUCCCUGUGCCUUGCUGAUGCACACAUGCCCACAACCCACAGGCACAUGGGGCUGUGGUGCAGCAUGAAUCAGUGCCUCGGUCUAAUUUUGGCCAUUCUGCCAUGCUGGGGGGUGACUUCCUGUCCUAUCUCCAGGAGGAAGAACAGAGCUCCAUUUAUUUCCUCUCUCCACCACCCCACAGGCACAGUCACUCCAGCCCGCAGCAGAGCCUGUGGGCAUGCUCGGUUCUAUGCAGCAGCAGUUGGUUGGAUGUCCAAUGUGAGAUAAUUAUGCUGAGUUCCCGAAAUCCCCUCCAAAUUCAGCUCCAUGAGCUAUGAGGGGACAAACGCUCACCCGCAUCCCAAGGUGAUUUCAUCUGUGAUGAGUUAUUAUCUGUGUGUUAAUAGUGGCCCUGCUGCACGCCACCGGGGGGGCGGGAGGUGGAGCUGGGGCAGGAUAAGAGCCAGGGCUCAGCCCUGAGCAGGGCAAACCCCAUCUGCCACCCCUACACCGUGAGAGCAGCGGGGGACGAGGACUGCAGGAAAUGGUGAGGCUGCACCUCUGAGUGGUGCUUUGGGGGGAUUUACCUGGGACACGGGUCACAGGGGUUGGAUGCUUUCUGCCAUCACUCACCACUCAGUUUCCAGCUCAUCCAGCUGCCUCUGGCUGCCCGCUCCGGUGCUUUCCAAAGGGUUUCACCCAGGAGGUGGGGUGCAGGAUGAGGAUGCUGGCUGCAUUCCACUGCUUCUCUCUGGAUUUUGCAGCCAGCCCCGAGAGCAGCACAGGGUCCCGUGGAGGAGGAUGCUGAGGAUGCCGUGCACAUGGCUGUGUCAUGCUCUUGUCACCCUUCUGCUUACUUUGGGCAAAUCGUCCCAUCUGAGAGGGCAGCUUUUGCCCCACAGAGCUGAGGGGUGGCACUCCCGGGGGGCAGCAUGAAAGGAGGCAGUGGUGGCUUGAGUCCCAGUCCCACGUCACACGUUCCCGACCAAAGGGCAGCUGUGGGGCGGGGAGCGGCUGCGGGAGGAGACACUGUGUUGUCCCCAAGCUGCCA